CACUCUUAACUCUUAAUCCCGAAUUUCGAUCCCAAACUUGGUUUUACGAAGAAGCAAAGACAUGGCGGAACCAGCACCACCUUCUUCUUCAAAAGUAUCGUCAAUGGUGGCAGGGAAGUCCGACGCGGAGGUCGAGGAGCUUCUUGAUCGGAUGCUCACUCGUUUGGCUCUCUGCGACGAUUCCAAGCUUGAACCCUUGCUCUCCAAGCUCCUCCCUCUCUGCAUCUCCUCACUCUCCUCCAACUCCGCCGCUGUUCGCAACAAGGUUCUUGAGAUUUUGAGUCAUGUGAACAAGAGAGUGAAACUUCAGCCUGAUAUUGGUUUGCCUUUAUCCGAGUUGUGGGAGUUGUAUUCAGAAUCUGGUGCUACCCCAAUAAUAAGGAACUUUUGCAUUGUCUAUAUUGAAAUGGCUUUUCAGCGCGUCAGUGCAAAGGAAAAAGAAGAUUUGGCACCUAUCCUCCUGGUGAACAUCUCAAAACUUCCUCUUCAACACCAGGAAAUUAUCCUUAGAAUCAUUGUUAAGGUAAUUGGUGAAUGCCACUCGAGCCAAAUUGGUGAUGAAGUUGCUGCAAAGUAUAAAAAAGUGAACAAUUCUCAAGAUAGAGACCUGUUUAUUGAGUUUUGUCUUCAUACAAUGUUGUACCAGCGAGUUUCUCAAAGUGGUGGGUACCCUGGACUUUCAUUUGGUCAAGCUAAUCGUGUUACAGGGAAACAACAGUUACAAAAAGAUGAAAUUUUAUUGAGAAAGUUGGGUAUUUUGAACAUCAUUCAAGCUAUGGAUCUUCCCCCUGAGCUUGCUUAUCCUCUAUAUGUUGUUGCUUCUGUAGAUUGUGAAGAGCCUGUUGUUAAGAGAGGCGAGGAACUAUUAAAGAAGAAGGCCAGUGGUGCUAAUUUAGAUGAUUUAAAUCUGAUCAACAGACUAUUUUUGCUAUUCAAUGGUACUUCUGGAGCUGAAAAUGUUGACUCAGAAUCAAGAGUCAGUCCAGCAAGUCCUGCUUUGAAGGCAAAAUUAAUGUCUAUAUUCUGCCGGUCUAUUGCAGCAGCAAACAGUUUCCCAUCAGCAUUGCAGUGCAUUUUUGGAUGCAUCUAUGGGAAUGACACCACAUCACGGUUAAAGCAAUUGGGAAUGGAAUUUACUGUAUGGGUAUUUAAGCAUGCAAAAAUUGAUCAGCUUAAGUUAAUGGGUCCAGUUAUUUUGAGUGGAAUCAUGAAGUCCCUUGACAAUUAUUCAAGUUCAGAAGCAGAUGCCAGUGCACGGGAGGUCAAAACUUACGCUUUUCAGGCAAUUGGGCUGCUUGCUCAGCGUAUGCCUCACCUUUUCAGGGAAAAGAUUGACAUGGCUGCUCACCUUUUUCAUGCACUGAAAGCUGAAUCCCAAUCUCUUCGUCAUGUUGUUCAAGAAGCAACAAUAUCUCUUGCUGCAGCAUACAAGGGAGCCCCAAUUGCUGUGAUUCGCGAUUUGGAGACCUUACUGCUUACCAAUUAUCAAAUGGAGGAAAGUGAAGUAAGAUUUUGUGUUGUAAGAUGGGCAACAUCUUUGUUUGAUUUUGAACAUUGCCCGAGUCGUUAUAUUUGUAUGCUAGGAGCAUCAGAUACCAAAUUAGACAUCAGAGAAAUGUCACUUGAAGGUCUUCAUCUUCAUAAAAGCGAAAGUCCAGUUUCUGGUCUGAAGUACCCUAAACUUCAAAUGAUGCUGGAUUAUAUUCUUCAACAACAGCCAAAGUUGUUGAAGUCCACUGAAAUUGGAGACCAAAACCUUAUUUUCCCUUCAAAUACAUACGUGGCGAUGAUAAAAUUUUUGUUGAAGUGCUUUGAAUCUGAGUUAGAGCAGAGGAAGUCCUCAGACAAAUCGUCUGAGUUUCUGUCAUCAGUAAAGACAUUCUGUUUGCUCCUGGAACAUUCUAUGUCAUUUGAAGGCUCUGUUGAUUUGCAUGUCAAUGCUUCGAAGGCAUUGCUUAUAAUUGGAUCACAUAUGCCCGAGGUGUUAGCAUCACAUUAUGCUCCUAAAGUUUCAUGGCUUAAGCAACUUCUAAGUCAUGUGGAUUGGGACACUCGUGAAUUUGUUGCACGUUUACUUGGAAUUGUGUCUUCUGGUCUUCCUGUUGCCACAUCAUCUGCUAUUGUUUCUGAAUUGACUUCCUUAUUUAGUCAAACACAUAAAUCAAGGUUCGAGACUCAGCAUGGUGCGCUUUGUGCAAUUGGAUACAUAUCUGCGGAUAUUUUGUGUAGAACACCAUCUAUGCCAGAAUUAUUGCUCCAGAAUACACUUCGAUGUCUAGUUGAUGUGGUUAAAUCUGAAACUUCAGCACUGGCUGCUGUUGCAAUGCAAGCGCUAGGUCAUAUUGGACUGCGCGUUUCAAUACCUCCACUUGAUGAUUCUAAUUCAGAUGGAAUUCUGACAACUUUACAUGAUAAAUUGAGCAAGAUUAUUUCGGGUGAUGACACAAAAGCAAUACAGAAGAUUGCUAUAUCCAUUGGACAUAUAUGUGUAAAGGAAACAUCAUCUACACAGCUGGAUUUGGCCCUAAAUUUAAUCUUUGGUCUUUCUCGAUCUAAGGUUGAGGAUGUUCUGUUUGCUGCCGGGGAGGCCCUUUCUUUUUUGUGGGGUGGUGUUCCUGUCACUGCUGACAUAAUCCUUAAAACAAACUAUACUUCACUAUCCAUGGCUUCAAAUUUUUUAAUGGGAGAUUUGAACUCUUCUGUGUCAAAUCAGGAUCCUAAUCGACAAAGUGAAUAUAAUAAAGAUUAUCAUGCUAGUGUAAGAGAUGCAAUCACCAAAAAACUCUUCGAUGCUCUUUUGUAUAGUAGCAGAAAAGAAGAGCGAUGUGCUGGAACUGUCUGGCUAGUUUCACUCAUAAAGUACUGUGGACAUCAUCCUACUAUUCAGAGAAUGCUCCCAGAAAUUCAGGAGGCCUUUUCUCACCUUCUCGGUGAACAAAAUGAACUCACACAGGAGUUGGCUUCUCAAGGCAUGAGCAUUGUCUAUGACCUGGGUGAUGAAUCUAUGAAAAAGAGUUUGGUGAAUGCACUUGUGACUACAUUGACGGGUUCAGGAAAACGAAAAAGAGCCAUCAAACUUGUUGAAGAUACAGAAGUAUUUCAAGAGGGAGCUCUUGGUGAAAGUGCAAGUGGAGGAAAACUGAACACUUACAAAGAGUUGUGUAACUUAGCAAAUGAGAUGGGACAACCGGAUUUAAUUUACAAAUUCAUGGACUUAGCUAAUUAUCAAGCUUCUUUGAAUUCAAAGAGGGGUGCUGCAUUUGGAUUCUCCAAAAUAGCUAAACAAGCAGGGGAUGCACUUAAGCCACAUUUACGUUCUCUAAUUCCAAGACUUGUACGGUACCAGUAUGAUCCUGAUAAAAAUGUGCAGGAUGCGAUGGUACAUAUAUGGAAGUCACUAGUGGCUGACUCAAAGAAAACCAUUGAUGAAAACUUAGAUCUCAUCAUUGACGACUUACUAGUACAAUGUGGAUCCAGGCUUUGGCGGUCACGUGAGGCAUCGUGUCUUGCGCUUGCGGACAUUAUUCAAGGACGAAAGUUUUAUGAGGUUGAAAAGCAUUUAAAAGGAUUAUGGACUGUUGCAUUUCGUGCAAUGGAUGAUAUAAAGGAAACUGUUAGAAUUUCUGGUGAAAGAUUAUGUCGUGCCAUAACCACACUGACAACAAGGCUUUGCGAUGUCUCUCUAACUGAUACAUCAGAUGCACACAAAGCAAUGAAUAUAGUUUUACCCUUUUUGCUUACAGAAGGUAUCCUAAGUAAGGUUGACAGUGUUCGGAAGGCUUCAAUUGGAGUUGUUAUGAAGCUAACAAAGCAUGCUGGAACUGCAAUCCGUCCACAUAUGGCUGAUCUGGUUUGCUGCAUGCUCGAAAGUUUAUCAAGCCUAGAAGACCAAGGGCUCAAUUAUGUUGAGCUUCACGCAGCAAAUGUUGGAAUACAGUCAGAUAAGCUUGAAAAUUUGAGAAUUUCCAUUGCCAAAGGUUCUCUUAUGUGGGAGACUUUGGACUUGUGCAUAAGAGUUAUUGAUGCAGAAUCACUGAACACAUUGAUACCUCGACUUGCUCAUUUAGUGCGUUCUGGGGUGGGUCUCAAUACCAGGGUUGGUGUUGCUAAUUUUAUUACCUUAUUGCUUGAAAGUGUUGGGGUUGACAUCAAGCCCUAUGCAAAUAUGCUAGUCAGAUUGUUGUUUCCAGUUGUUAAGGAGGAAAAAAGUAUUACUGCAAAGCGUGCUUUUGCAAGUGCCUGUGCCAAAGUCCUAAAGUAUGUACCAGUGUCGCAAGCACAAAAACUUAUUGAAGAUACUGCAGCAUUGCAUGCUGGUGACAAGAAUUCACAAAUUGCAUGUGCAUAUCUCUUAAAGAGCUAUUCCAGUGUGGCAGCAGAUGUGGUUGGUGGAUAUCAUGCAGUGAUUAUUCCUGUUGUUUUCCUUUCAAGAUUUGAGGAUGAUAAAAGUAUUUCCAAUAUAUUUGAAGAAUUAUGGGAAGAAUAUACCAGUGGGGAACGAGUCACCCUUAACUUGUACUUAGGUGAAAUUGUUUUCCUUAUUUGUGAAGGCAUGUCAUCAUCAUCAUGGGCAAGUAAAAGAAAAUCUGCCCAGGCUAUAUGUAGGCUCAGUGAAGUUUUGGGUGAUUCACUUUCUUCCCAUCAUGAAGUUCUGCUUCAGUCUCUGAUGAAGGAAAUUCCUGGUCGCCUAUGGGAGGGAAAAGAGGUGCUAUUACUAGCAUUAGGUGCUCUAUCUACAUCCUGCCAUAAGGCAAUAUCCGCCGAAGGUUCUGCGCCUUCCAUUGCAAUUUUAAAUGUGGUAUCUUCUGCAUGCAGCAAAAAGGCAAAAAAAUAUCGUGAAGCAGCAUUUUCCGCUCUUGAGCAGGUUAUAAAAGCGUUUGGCAAUCCAGAUUUCUUUAAUAUGGUAUUUCCCUUGUUGUUUGAUAUGACCAAGUCAGCGCCCGCAAAAUCUGGGCAGCAACCUUUGGCUGGUGAUACCGCAAAAACAGAUUCGGACGGUGUUGAAGAAAUUUUUGUUCCGCAUACCAAACUUGUGGAGUGUCUAACCUCUUGCAUCCAUGUGGCCAAUAUAAAUGAUAUUCUUGAAAAUCAAGAGAACUUAAUGCUCUUGUACGCAGCAUUUCUAUCACCUGAACAUAAAUGGACAGUAAAAACUACCGCGUUUUUAUCCAUCAAAGAACUUUGCUCAAGGCUCCACAAUGUCAUCAAGGACUCCUCGGGAAGUCACGACAUUACCAGGGUAGCUUCCCUGGUUCAGGAGAUAUUUCAUUCUACAUCACCAAAGAUAUUACAUUGCAUAAGCACAGUAAAAAUUGCACAGGUUCAUGUUUCUGCUUCAGAAUGCCUUCUUGAAGUCCUCAAACUCUCCAUGGAAGUGCCUACAGUGAGUGCCAUCGAUGAAGGAUUCAAGGAUGAGCUCCUUCACCAGUAUGAGAUAGAGAAGAACGAAGAGGCAAAGUCAUUAUUAAGAAAGUGUCUCAACAUUCUUCAAGACUGGAAACACUAGACUUUACAGGAUGAAAUAUCUAACAUCGACGAUAGAAUUCUGUACCUUAUGCAACUGCAGUGACAUUCUUUACAAUGUAGACAACAAAUUUCUUCUUAGUUAAUGUUGCAAUACAUGAAAUAUUCAAACUCAGAGUGCAUGUAAAUUAAGACAGAAAAAAUAUUUACUUAAAACUAUAUUAAAUAUCGUAGAGUAAACAGCACCCUCUAAUCAUUUGAAA
Arachis ipaensis is the source of this 5726-nucleotide messenger RNA. RefSeq names its product ARM repeat superfamily protein. Gene Ontology annotation, cellular component: nucleus; cytoplasm. Gene Ontology annotation, biological process: proteasome assembly; ERAD pathway. Gene Ontology annotation, molecular function: molecular adaptor activity. The record is from RefSeq and is a predicted model, not a curated record. Lineage: Eukaryota; Viridiplantae; Streptophyta; Magnoliopsida; Fabales; Fabaceae.